This is a messenger RNA of Bicyclus anynana (squinting bush brown), 11937 nucleotides long. RefSeq names its product homeodomain-interacting protein kinase 2 (gene Hipk). Gene Ontology annotation, biological process: peptidyl-threonine phosphorylation; peptidyl-serine phosphorylation. Gene Ontology annotation, cellular component: cytoplasm; nucleus. The coding region runs from base 157 to 3369 and encodes 1070 amino acids. The record is from RefSeq and is a predicted model, not a curated record. Lineage: Eukaryota; Metazoa; Arthropoda; Insecta; Lepidoptera; Nymphalidae. The transcript has 22 exons. Gene Ontology annotation, molecular function: ATP binding; protein serine/threonine kinase activity; protein tyrosine kinase activity.
ACGGCGUCAUUCCACCCCUAACCCUCUAAUAUGCGUGCGCGCACAUAUUGUGACCGGAGAGAGUGUACUGUGUUUUAUUUGAAAAUCAUUUCACGUCCGCCGUUAUGAUGUGAUUUUUGUGAUAGUUUAGUGUAGUGUAAGUUAGUGUUUACGAAAAUGGAUUUGUCCUUGCCGAGGAUUAAGUUUGAGACUGAAGACUAUUUCGAUGACGACUUCGAUUUAGAGGAAACUGUGGGAGAUAGCAGCGCUUGCCGCUCGGCGGUGGCGGUGGCGGGAGCGGCGGCGGGCGCGCGGCAGCGAGCGGCGCUCGGCGGCACGACGACGGCGCACAGCAAGCAGCUGGCGGCGGGCGGGGCCAACCACCCGGCCCAGCCGCAAGGUAACAAACGCUCCGGCUGCGGUGGCGAUGGCGACUACCAGCUGGUGCAGCAUGAGGUGCUCUACUCCUCGUCGAAUAGGUACGAGGUGCUGGAGUUCCUCGGGCGCGGCACCUUCGGCCAGGUGGUGAAGUGCUGGAAGAAGGGCACCAACGAGAUAGUCGCCAUCAAGAUCCUCAAGAACCACCCCAGCUAUGCUCGCCAGGGGCAGAUCGAGGUGUCCAUCCUCUCCCGCUUGUCCCAAGAGUCGGCGGACGAGUUCAACUUCGUCCGCGCGUACGAGUGCUUCCAGCACCGCUCGCACACGUGCCUCGUGUUCGAGAUGCUGGAGCAGAACUUGUACGACUUCCUCAAGCAGAACAAGUUCUCCCCGCUGCCGCUCAAGUACAUCCGCCCCAUCCUGCAGCAGGUGCUCACCGCUCUGCUCAAGCUGAAGCAACUGGGACUGAUCCACGCGGACCUGAAGCCAGAGAACAUAAUGCUGGUGGAGCCCGCGCGGCAGCCCUACCGGGUCAAGGUCAUCGACUUCGGGAGCGCGUCGCACGUCAGCAAGGCCGUCUGCAACACCUACCUGCAGAGCAGAUACUACCGUGCACCGGAGAUAAUCCUGGGGCUGGCGUUCUGCGAGGCGAUCGACAUGUGGUCAUUGGGCUGCGUGGUGGCCGAGCUGUUCCUGGGCUGGCCGCUGUACCCCGGCUCGUCGGAGUACGACCAGAUCCGGUACAUCUCGCAGACGCAGGGCCUGCCCACGGAGCACAUGCUCAACAGCGCAUCGAAGACGGCGAAGUUCUUCUACCGCGACGUGGACAGCACGUACCCGUUCUGGCGGCUCAAGACACCGGAGGAGCACGAGCUGGAGACCGGCAUCAAGAGCAAGGAGGCGAGGAAGUACAUCUUCAACUGCCUCGACGACAUUGGACAAGUAAAUGUACCAACGGAUCUUGAAGGAGGCCAACUGUUGGCAGAGAAAGCAGACCGAAGGGAAUUUAUCGACUUACUGAAGAGAAUGCUUACUAUGGAUCAAGAGCGAAGGAUAACACCAGGCGAAGCUCUAAACCACGCGUUCGUGACGCUCGCGCAUCUGGUCGACUACGCGCACUGCAACAACGUCAAGGCCUCCGUACAAAUGAUGGAGGUAUGUCGUCGCAGUGGCAGCGGGGUCGGUGGCGUGGGCGGUGUCGGAGGCGUGGGCGGUGUGGGCGGCGUGGGCGGCGUGGGCGUGGGCGUCGGCGGCGGCGAGUAUGUGAGCGGCGUGGUCGCGCCCGCGGCUCCGUCCGCCCACCACCUGGCUCUGACUAUAAACCAGCAGAGGUUACGGGCCGCACCUUAUGACAACUUGUACCAGCUGUACAGCGGCGGGCGCGUGGCGGUGGGCGGCGCGCGGCAGUACGCGACGCGCGCGGCGGAGCCUUUUCCGCACCAGUUCGUCUCCUCCAUCCUCUGCCAGCCCGCCUAUCAGGUACAGCAGUUAGCCGCUGCGGCAGCGGCAGCGGCGGCCGCCCACCACCAGCACGGCGUGAGCGGCGUGGGCGUGGGCGGCGUGGGCGUCGGCGUGGGCGUGGGCGACGUGGGCGAGUGGCGCGCGCCGCUCAUCGUGGAGCCCGCGCCGCUGCCCGAGCCCGACGUGUGGGACUUCCAUCCGCACGCACAUCAUCACCAUCCGCAUAAGAGAUCGACAAAGCAACAGACGAGCGCCGUGCCGCACUACCAACCGCAUCACCAGACGCACCAAUACAGUAUGGCAAGCAGUGGCGGUAAGAAGGAGGCGACUACGCAGCUGUCGCCCGUCAAGAAGCGAGUGAAGGAGGGCACGCCGCCCUCCCGACACCGACACCACGAUCACACGGUGCGCAACAACGUGCCGGCGGUGGUCACGGGCGCGGGCGCGGGCGCGUGGGACGCGGGCUGCGGCAGCACCGGCGCGCACACCAUCACCAUCCGCGACACGCCCUCGCCCGCCGUCUCCGUCAUCACCAUCUCCGACUCGGACGACGACGCUGAGCCGCGCCCCAACAGAGGUAGUGGCGAGUGCGCUCCGCCGGCGCACAUGGGCGCCGUGGUGACGAGCGGUACCGUGGCGACGGGCGGCAGCGUGGCGACCGGCGGCGGCGUGAUCUGCAACGCGCGCACGCCGCGCGACGAGCGGCACGUCAAGCACGAGCCGCAUCACCAGCCGUGUCAUCACCACCACGGGCAGCAACAGCAGCAAUUGCAGCAACCAGCGCCGCAGCAAACAGCGCCGCAGCAGGCAGUGCCGCAGCAGGCCGUGCCGCAGCAGCACGCGCCGCGCCAGGCGCCCGCGCCCGCGCAGGCGACGCCGCAGAGCCAGAAGAAGCGGCUGCUGGCGCUGGCGCAGCAGGAGGCGCAGGCCAAGCUCGAGCACCACGACCACGCCGCCGCUGCGCACUACAAUAGCGGUUCAACGGUGCGUCAGACCAACGACUAUCAGUGCAACCAGUACGUGCCCACGCAGCAUAACAAGAGAGAUAGUAGCGGCGGGUGUCGCGAGUACCUGCCCGUGAGCGGCGCCGUGAGCGGAGUCAGCGUGAGCGGCGUGAGCGGCAUGGGCGUGAGCGUGAACGUGGGCCCGCCCGCCGCGCACAAGCACGCGCACGCGUGGCAUCCCCACGCGCACCCGCACGCGCACGCGCAUCCGCACCCGCAUCCGCACUACAAAAGCAGCAGCGGCGUGACGGGCGUGGGCGGCGUGGGCGCCGUUGCGAGCGGCGUGGGCGCCGUGGGCGGCGUGACGGGCGUGUCGGGCGGCGGCGUGCUGUCCCCGGGCGGCGUGUCGCCGGGCUACCUCACCGCGCCGCUGUACGUGCCCACCUACCACUACCACACGGGCGGCGUGAGCGGUGUAGGCGGCGUGGGCGCCCCUCCCCCCGCGCACCACGGCAGCGGGGCCCGUCUCCCAGGCUACCUGCAGCCCUACUCCCCCACCUACCUGGUGCCGCAGCACCACCAGCAGCAUCUGUGGUACACGGACUGAGCACCCCGAUCCUACAGCAGACAGAUUACUUGCCACCAAGACAGCUCCGCACCACUGUUGUUGCCAUAUCACCAAUAACUAAGGAAUACUGUGAAGAAAAUUGGGCAAUUCCUUACACAUUGUGAAAAAGCUUUGGGCAACUCGGUACCAUGGUCGUUAACCAACAUUAAGACGCCAAACAUCGUGAAAAAGCAUUGGGCAAUUCCAUACUACUGACGUUAGCAAUCACCAAAUAUUGAGGAAUAUUGUGAAAAACAUUGGGCAAUUUAACCAACAUCAAGAUAAGAGAAACAUCUUGGCAGUAUUGGGCAGUUCCGUUUGUCUUUAAACAGCACCUAGAUCACAGGAAUGUCGUGAAGAACCUUUGCCCAAAUACUGAUUACGUCACGAUAAACUUUGCCCAAUUUGGGAAGACAAUUGGGAGGAAUAUUACACAUGUAUUGUUAUCAUCUCCACAGAAAACCUUUUAGAUUACAUGACAUUAUGUUUAGUUGACAUGUCCAUCACAAAAUCCUCAGUCAAGUUAUACAUAUCAAAAUAAGUUCACCAUAAACAUCUGUCUACUGUAGCGACGAUACGACCACGACACGAGUGCUGUAAAGACUAACGAAAAUGAAAUCGACACAGAAGACAUCGGAUCGGAAUGUGUAAAGUGCUUCAGUAUGUGAAAUAUAGACGUUUCUAGUAUAUAAGAGCACUGGAUGUUAUGUAAAUGCACACACUCGCUGUUUUUAUCGACGUAACCGGGGCACGUAGUAUAUGGUUGGAUAUAUGAACCCUUAUACGUCUGUAAGGACGGCCGAGUGGACCUUCGAGGAACCAAAUCGACCGUUUCUAAUCACACUGCAAUUUUUUUAUUCAAAACUGUGACUAGUGUGUAAUUUGCGCGCGUGUUAUAUAUAUAUAAAGUUCCUUGUGUGCAAAUCGUUGCACGUUUGUGUGUCGGUGACAGAGUUAUUGACUAUGCAUGUGUGCGCGGGCCCUAAGUUGGAAAAACGUCUUUAUUCCAUUGUAAUAGAGUUGUAAAUCAUAUGCGACAAAUUUCUAAACUGAAUAUGUUUUAGAACUUUAUUUCUAUUUCAUUAAGGGCUAUUUUUAAUUGAGGAAAUCUGGCCGCCUAUCCGUGCGUAGUUUGUAGCUCGAUAAGACUUGAUCUCGCCGCAAGUUUAAGGCUCCCAUGAGCUGUGACACCGAUGUGACGUCAUUUGAAAUGUCAAUGGUGACGUCACUGCUGCAGUGUCAUAGAGAAUCGGAGCUUUGUGACGCGUGAAAUGACGUCAUAUGUGUUUAUCUGCGGCUAGAUCGUCGCGUUUUAAUUAUAUAUUUGUAGUUAAAUGAUUUCUGUACAAAUUAGAUGUGAGUUUAGUUUUCACGCACGCGACUCGUUUUUUUAAUAAAUACAUCCCUAUAGUGGAUUUUCUUAAAUUAAUUAUUAAUUAUAUAAAUAAUUAAUUAAUCGUUUAUAUUUUAUUUCGUGUAGCGAACUAAUAUGCUCGCAUAAUGAUUUUUAAUCAUAGGAUUAAUUGAUGUUUUAAAGUUUUCUUUUAAAUAAUAAUCAUUAAACCGAGCGUUUUAUUAUUUUCACAUUUAUUGUAUUCUAUAUACAUAUACAUACGCGAUGUAUGCCGUAGUGUUUAAUAAAUAUAUUAAUAGUGAGAUAUAUACUCAGAGGCACAAUUAUUCGCCCACUUUGAUAUGACACGAGUAUAUAUAUAUAAAGUGGGCGGAUAAUUGUGCUUCUGAGAAUAUUAACGAAUGAUGAAAAAAAAAAGUUUAUUUUACUUGUAUGAUAUAUUUUAGAAUUUAAACUAUCGUGAGUGUUAUUAAAUAUUAAUUGAUUAUGAAACACGACUAAAACUAAGUGAUAUAAGGUCGGAGUAUGCCCGACUAGUUUCGAACCCAUACGGGGCCCUUAGUCAUGAGCUGGUCGUGCCGCGUUGCAAGAACCAGCUUAUGACUUAGAGCCACGUAUGGGUUUCAUUAAUCAAUUAAUAUGAUAUAUUUGAUUGUAAAUUAAUCUUUUUUUAAGUUAAUUACGCUGGCAAUGGAGGCAAGUAGGUGUUGCAUUUACUAAUGUUUUAUCAGUAGAAUAGAAUUUCUACCAAAAUAUUAAAAUGGGAGUUUCUUUUUAAGCGUGUUUUUUUUUUUCAAAUCGAAUGUACUGACGGACGAUCGAAAGGUGUUGAUAUAUAUAAUUAAUUACUAUUAAUUAUUAUUAAUGUAUAGUUUUUGUAGGUUUGUUUUACUAUUUUACGUGACGGUGGUUUUGUCAAUUAAACUUGAUUAUUUCUAUUAAUGUAGUUGUGUGUAAGGAUAACUAAUUUUAGAAUAGAAUCUUUGUCUGCCUUUUGUGUGUUAAUCAACGUGUUUGUGUGAUUUCACGAAAAAAUAUAGCAAAUGUUAAUCGCUGAUAACGUAGCUUUCCAUUGGUGGAAAGUAUUUAUAAAAUCGGUUCAUAAAAAAGCAAACAAAACAUUCAAUAUAUCAUGAUUUAUAUUAGUUUAGAAAAUUGUCAUCUAAUCAAAGCAAAAAAUAUCGUGUGACGAUAUUUAUCAUCGGCCUCUGAAACGGCUCGAGUAAUAUUUUUAAAGUUUUUUUUUUGUUAUAAAUUUGGUGGGUUUUUUUUAAUUUCCUACCCAAUUUGAAAUCUCGAUUUUAUAAAUAAAUUAAUAUACAGAACUAUUGCCUGUUGGUUAUAAUAAAAACAUUCGCUAACUUACAGAUAUAUUACAUGGGGCGACAUUUUCCUGUCUAUUCUAUAAUAGUUAUCCUUAUGUUAGGGAUUUCGCUUUAGGUAUGAGAUUUAUCGAUGUGUUUAUGUUACGUUCCAUAUCACGUAGUCGGUAGGCUGUUUAAUCACACAAAUUAAAAAAAAAACAUGCUGUGUUUAUAUUAUUACCUAAUUAAAUCGUAUUAACUGGAUUUUUGUAGAUACAUAUAUAAAAUAAUAAAUAAUUACGUAAAAGCGUAGGCUGGGUGGCGGACUUGUAUAGAAAUAUUAAACGAAAUAAAAUAAAAAAAUGUGGUUAUUUAAGAGUUUUAUAAAAUAUUAUUAUUAUUAUUAAUUAAAUAAUUAAUAGUACACAAAAAAUAAACAAAUAGGUUUAUGGAGUUUUAUAAUAUAACAAUAGCGUUGUGUGUAAUUUGUGUAUAAUAAUAAUUACGUAUUCACUUUUUUUAGAUAGAGAGGAAUUGUUAUUUAGUUGUUCAUUAGCUAAAGUUUUAUAAAUGCAAAUUAAUUUACUAAUGCGAUUUCUAGUUACUUUGAAUGCCUGUUUACGGUGCCCGCCAUUUUGUAUCGAACGCCUGACCAGUGGCGUGCACAAGGAUUUUAACUAGCGUAUGCACUAUAUGUAUAAAAAUUAGAAAAUUCCUCGUCUGAAAUGUAUUCUGUGGUCAAACAUAGGUUUGUAUUGAGUGCUCAUGGUAGGCAGUGAAUAUUUGCACGCCACUGCGCGUGACGUCAUAAUAUUGAUGAUACAUAUGCGCUUGUUAAGCAAAAAUAGUUUCGAUAGUCAGUACUAACUAAUUAAUACAUAAAAGACAAUGAUUGACGGGAUGUUUGUCAACAAAUAAGGUUUCAAUUUCAAAAUCAAUUAAAAAUCUUUUUUUUUUUUAAUUCUUUUUGGCAAAGCUAUUUGUUAUUUUGUUUGAAGACAAAUCUAAUGCUGUUAUGUAGUUGUUACGUCAUAAUUGUGCAUUUUUUUUAGAAAGUCAAAAUUGACUGACUGAAUUGAAUUGUAUGACUUCUAUAAAAUUCUAUUCUAUUAUUAUUACUCUUAUUAUACAAUUAAAAAAAAGUUGUCGAACAUAAAACGGGCUUAAAGCCAUUUUAAGACCCUGACUCGAUUGGCAUUGUGUUUACAUACUUACGGGGAACUCAGUAAAUAGCGUGAAGAUUUUCAAUAUUAAAACUGUUCUACAUUUACAAAGACAUAGAGCAUAGACAAUAUGCAAACAAUAAUGACUCAUUUCAUUGACAACCCAUGUUCGGCUCACUGGUGAGCACGAGUCUCCUCGUCCACCACGCUGACUCAAUUGGUAGACUUCCUUCACCGUUUGAUAAACGUGAUAAUUAAUUAAUUAAUGUACACAAAUGAAAAAUUAGAGGUGCAUGCCCUAAACCGGAUUCGAAUCUACGCCCUCCGAAUCGAAGGCCAAGAUUAUUUCCACUGGGCUAUGACGAUGUUUAUGACGUGUGAAAUGUCAUAGAAGCUAUUUUUGCUUAACUCACAUAUUUAUAUGUCAAUAAUUAUGACGUCACUUUGAUCGAUAUUUUUGCGAGCAAAUGAAUAAACGUUUAGCGGCACAUUUAUUGAUGUUUGUAUUUUCGCCUAAAUAAAUAAAUAUAAAAUAAUAUUGUUCCAUGCCUGGGUACUCCCAAUAUGCACAUAAACAUAAUCGAUAUUCGACAGGUCCACUUUUAAAUAUUUUCAUUUAAAAUUAAUUCAUUUUAAUUCAUUUUUUUAUUCGUUUUUUUUUCACAUAACCAACACUGUAUUGAUAUGAUAAGUGUAAAAGUAAACAUUUCUACCACAGGGUGUCAGAAUUUGCUUCAAAAUUCAAAUGUAGCUCAACAUAUCAAAUGUAGGUACAUGUAAUAGCAUAUAUGUACUUAUCGCUUUAUAAACGAAAAUUUUUUUAUAAUUUUAUUAUUGAAUGGAAAAAAGCCUCGAUUUUUAAUACAUAAUAUAAUUAAACAGUUUCAAACUACAAUUAUUAAUAUACUUAAUCAGAACCAAUCAAUUAUUGUCAGUCACGUGAAAAUUUGUUUCUGCAUAAAUAAAUAUUGCUGAAAUAUAUAUGAAAUAUUUAUCUAUGGUCAAUAUUCGUUUUCAAAUUAUCUCUUUUAUUUCGUAGUUAUAUAAGUUUUAUUUUGAUGAAACGUUUUAAUCUAUUUAACAAUUUGACGAUUAUUUAAUUGAUUCACAUUUUUAGAUAGCACCAUCUCACUAUUUGUGCAGUUUUUAAAUAUUUUGGAUUUAAUUCUGAAUGGUUACAAUAUAACUACAGAGUAAAAAAAAUCUUCAUAGUAGUCUCCAAAAAUCAAACGUUACCUAUCAACGUGUUGAAAAAAAUCUCUUUUUCCGCAAGUUGGUUAAAUUUUUUAUGGUAAAUAAUACAUUCAAAACACAUUUUAUUUCGUCAUGACAUUAUAGUAAAAUAAUAAUAACACUUGUUUUUAAACCGACUUCAAAAAAGGAGGAGGUUCUCAAGUUGACCGGUAUGUUUUUUUCAUAGCACAUAUUUUCAUAUUUUUGUUGAUUGAAGCAUAUUUUUAAAACCAAUGGUACCGAGAAAUACGAUUCGUUCGCCUUCGAUUUUGAGUCAAUUUAUGCUGUUAAAAUUUUCAUUAUGAUUUAAACUCAAUAACAAUAAUACGUGGAAACUGUAAAAAAACCGUUUUAACCGUCGAAAAUCGUGUUUUGGGAGUCUUUGCCAAAUCCCAAUUAUCUCAAUACAGUUUUGCAAUUUUUUUUGUCGUGAAAUUAGUUCUAAUAAAAACUUUGAGACGCGACUGUAGCGUGGAUCGUGCCUUAUGUAAAUUAUUUUAUCAAUCUACCCUUUUGGAUAAAUAAAAAUCCUACCAAAAGAUUUUUCUCUAUAUAAUUAUGAUGAUAUAUUUAAGUUUUUUUUUUAAUUAUUAACGUGUUUAGUACAUUAGCUUUGCUGCCUGACAAUAAAUAUUAUUAUUUGUAGCAUAGUUUCAUUGAUUUGUAAAUUGUUUUUUCGUAUUUUUAACGUUUCUGUUCACUAUUUUUGUUUAACAAGCAUUGUAUUACGUAUAUGUGAAUUACAGAUAUAUUGAUAUCCCUUUCAUAAUUUUCAGAAAUUUCUACUUUCAGUUCAAUUGGGAUAGAGAUAUUUUGAUUUCUGUUACUAUAGUGUUUUUUUCUAUGCACGUAAUAUUUUUUUAGUUGACACUGAUUUAUUUUCUUUAUAAAUUAGUGAUUCCUUAACUUUCUUUCUUAACACUAAAAUAUUAUAUUCUAUGAGCACUUUACUUGUAUUUCAAUAAUUUCAUUCAUAGUUCCACUUAUUCUGAUACAAUGCUUAUUUUCACAUUUCGUAUUGCGGGAUGCAUCAAUUGUGACCAAAACUUGAAUUUGUUGUGAAUUUUCUAUAUUUAAAACAACAUUUUAAUAAAUCUUUAAACCUCGAGAUAACAAAAUGUUAACCAAACACGCAGAUAAUGUUACGAUUUUUUUUUCUUAAACAGUAAUUUGAAAAAGUUUUACUUAGAUUAAAAGCGUUGAACGAACUGUAAAUGUAGUAGUUUAUUUUAUUUUUCAAAUAUGUAACUCAGAUGCAUCACAUAAUACGGUGACUUAGACACAUGUACUCGUGUAUGUAUUUAGUAGCGAGAUUCCUCUUAGAUGAGUUUAGUCAUUGAUCUCUCAAUAAUAUUAUACCUAUUUACUCAUAGACUCGCCCCAUGCGCCUCGUGAACAGUUCGCUUUUAUUUUUAUCGUGAAAUACGAUGUUUGACUUGUGUGCGACAAUCGCGUUGUGUUGCGACAAACGCGUUGUAUUGCGACAAAUGCGUUCUGUAUACUGUAACGUUGUGAGAAUAAAAGCUAUGGGCUUUUAUGAUAUCUUACUGAUUUUCCGCAUUCUAAGUUUUGUUUGUUUUUUAUCAUAAUACAUUAGAUUUUUCUUCAAUCUUAUUUAAUAAUUUUGCAAAAUAGUACAUUCUUGAAGCGACAUUUUUUUAAAAGAUCCCUUUUUUUAUACCGAGUCAAAUAUAUUAUUUCACGUUCAUUGUAUUAGGAUUAUAAUAAGUAGCAGUUUCACUACGGAUUUUUUGGGGUUUUAAUUUUUAAGUGUAAUAACAAAAGUGGAAUGUUAACAUAAUGUAAUUGUAUAUUUUAUCUUUUCAUAGUUUUUAAAGAUACUGCUGGCUUAUUGGUGUUUAUUAGUCGUGAUUUUAAUUAUUGCCUUACUAUGUUGUAUUAAUUAAUUAUGAAAUGGGGUAUGCAUUCGGGUGUACAUAAAUCUUAAACUGUUUCUCGAUUUUUUUUUAUAUUUGUGGACAAUAGAAUUAGCAGCAUUGUAAUUUAUUUAUUAUUACUAUUUUCUAUUUAACUGAUUCAAUUUAACCAAGAUAUUUGGCCCGGUAAAUCAAUUUAUCAAUACAUCCUAAAUUGUAAGUUCUACAUAAUUAAUUGUGAUUUAUCAAAAAGCUUUAUAGUACCUAUAAUGUAACGUUUGAUUUUUAAAAUUAGAUAAAUUGAAAAAAUAUAUAAUUCGAUAAUGUCGAUCUAAAUAGCACUACAUACAUACAUUAGAAAAAUAGAAAAAAGUAUUAAUGGACACGGUAAAACACCGCAAAUAGACAUGUCCGUGAUUACUGUGAUUUUAUUCGAAGUUAGUCAAAGAAACUGCUUGUAAAUUUGGGUUGAUGCAAUAAAAUUAAAAAAAAAUACGUUCGCAAAAAAAUAAAUGACACCUAAGAGUGUUUGCACAUGUCGAUUUUAUUUCACAGUCGCAUAGGAAAUUGCUACGACACGACAGUCGCGUUGCAAUACUGACUACAUGCGACAGUCGCCACGUGCAAAACCCUUAUGAUGCCCCAAUAUAUGUAUAUUUAGUUUUAGUUGUUUUAAUUAGUUUCACCUAAGUUAACAAAUCCCAUUUUGAAGUUAAAAGUUGACAAUUAUUAAUUAGGGUACUUGACAAUAUGUUUAUUUUUUGGGUGAUUUGUGACAUUGUCUCAUUUGUCUUUUAUUUUAAUUUGAACUAUCCAUCUAUAUGUCAACAAAUCAGGCACAGCAGCAGUCUGAUAAGGACAAUAGUAUUUCAAUUACAUACUUACACUUACAAUUUAGGUAAACAAUGAAGAGAGCUUUUAGUGUAUCUCUCUCAGUGUCAAAUACCGUACAAAGAUUACGGUGAAAACAGAACUGACGUCUCUAAUCAGUAUUGACGUUUCUACCUAAUAUUAAAAUAACAUAAAGCUUUAUUUAUACUCAGUUAUUAUUAAUUUAGUGCGUACAAUAAAGAGCAUAAAUGUAUUAGUUGCAAUAGAAACAUAAUUAAUAUUAGCCAAGUACCCGGAUUAUGAUAUAACGAACGUUUUUAAUGUACAAAUAUCGCUGUUUGUAAGUUGUAUAAUUGUUAUUCUCAAUGUAUAUUCAAACGCUAGGAUUUCUAAUUAUUGAUAGCUUAAGUUUGUUUAUCACACACCCCCCCAACGCACAUUUGGGUUAUAGUUAUUAUUAUCGAUUUCCACUGUGAUUUGUAUGAAACUGAACUGUAAUUUUUAAUUUGAGCCGGUGAAACCAAUAUAAUUUAGGCUUACUGUUUGUUUUUUUCUGAUUUCUUUUAAUUUGUAUAACUGUACGCACUUGUACAAGCUGAAAGCUAACUAUACACGAUAAUGGGUAUAUUAUGUUUUAAUUUAGUGUUUAGGCGCUUGUGUAUGCGAGCUGUUGAACCAUUAACAAUAUUUUUUGGUGAUCAGGGGAUUAAUAGCACUGAUAUUGUUGCUUAAGAUUUUUUUUUCUUCAUUUAUAAUCACAUAGUUAUUAUGAGAGAAAUGUAAAUAAACAUCCAGAUACCCCUUUU